AUGUCUGAAAUAAUCCCUCAUGUAUAUUUGUCAUCAAUUGUUUAUGCAAAAGAUUAAAAUUGGCUUACCAAGAACUAAAUCUAGAAUAUUUUAAUAAUAGGAGACUUACCUUAGUAUUUUCCUUCAAAAUUUUCGUAUAAAUGCAUUUAGAUUGAAGAUAAACCAGAAACUAACAUAAAGUAAUAUUUUGAAGAAUGUAUUGAAUAUAUUGAUUCAAUAAUUGCUCAAAAUAAAAAUAUUUUAGUUCAUUGUUAUGGUGGUUAGAGUAGAUCAGUGACCAUCAUAACAGCUUAUAUUAUAAGAAAAUUAAGGCUCAAUUCGUUAAGAGCUUUAAAUUAUGUAAAAUAAAAGCAUGCCAGAGCUGAACCUAAUCAAGGAUUCUUAGAUCAACUGAAGACAUUUGUAUGA
Molecule: messenger RNA, 408 nt
Organism: Paramecium pentaurelia
Lineage: Eukaryota; Ciliophora; Oligohymenophorea; Peniculida; Parameciidae
Source: the annotation of a GenBank genome assembly